Boleophthalmus pectinirostris (great blue-spotted mudskipper) is the source of this 1743-nucleotide messenger RNA. It is a transcript of the gene zdhhc2, whose product is annotated as zinc finger DHHC-type palmitoyltransferase 2. The transcript has 13 exons. The coding region runs from base 191 to 1291 and encodes 366 amino acids. Gene Ontology annotation, biological process: protein targeting to membrane; peptidyl-L-cysteine S-palmitoylation. Gene Ontology annotation, molecular function: protein-cysteine S-palmitoyltransferase activity. Gene Ontology annotation, cellular component: endoplasmic reticulum; Golgi apparatus. The record is from RefSeq and is a predicted model, not a curated record. Lineage: Eukaryota; Metazoa; Chordata; Actinopteri; Gobiiformes; Gobiidae.
CGCGCCGUGGCUCAUAUACUGGAGCAGUGCGACACCACAUAGGGAAAGACGCAUAAUAUUAAACAGGAUUUUUACACGUUGUGAUGUUGCAAUCUUAAUUUUAACGCUAUGAUGCAGUGACAGUGGAUUUUUGGGGGUCGAUUUUUAAAAAAACAAAUAAAUGCGCUUGGAGUAAUGUGCUCCUAGGACUAUGGCACCAUCGGGAACGCGAAUAAAACGUGGUUGUCAGAGAGUUUUGUACUGGAUUCCGGUCCUGUUCAUUGCCGUGAUAGUGGCAUGGUCAUACUACGCCUAUGUUUUGCAACUGUGCAUAGAGUCCAUUGAAGACACAGGGGAAAAGGUGGUGUAUCUGCUGGUGUACCACGUGGUCUUCAUCAUGUUUGUUUGGGCGUACUGGCAAACCAUCUUCACCCAGCCCAUGAACCCACUCAAAGAGUUCCACCUGUCGUACUUGGACAAAGAGCUGCUGGAGCGUGACGACCGAGGGGAGUCCCAGCAGGAAAUCCUCCGCAGGAUCGCUAAAGACCUGCCUAUCUACACACGCACCAACUCUGGAGCGAUUCGUUUCUGUGACCGGUGUCAGCUGGUGAAGCCUGAUCGAUGUCACCACUGUUCAGUUUGUGAUAAGUGUAUUCUGAAGAUGGAUCACCACUGCCCCUGGGUGAACAACUGUGUGGGCUUCUCCAAUUAUAAGUUCUUCAUGUUGUUUCUGUUGUAUUCGCUGCUCUACUGCCUCUUCAUCACCGCCACAGACCUCAAGUACUUCAUCAGGUUCUGGCUGAAUGGGCUCCCGGACACUCAGGCUAAGUUCCACAUCCUCUUCCUGUUCUUCUCUGCGUCCAUGUUUUCUGUGAGUCUGGCCUCGCUCUUCAUCUAUCACUGCUGGCUCGUGUGCAAGAACCGCUCCACUCUGGAGGCAGUCCGAGCCCCAGUUUUCCGUCACGGCACAGACAAAAGCGGCUUCAGUCUCGGCUGCAGCAAAAACUUCCGUCAGGUAUUUGGAGACGAAGUGAAGUACUGGCCUGUCCCUGUCUUCUCCAGUUUAGGAGAUGGAUGUUCUUUCCCCACUUGUUUGGUGAAUCUUGACCCUGAGCAGCCACCGUCCCCCAUUGGCCCCAUCCCGACCACAAAGAGUGCAGCAGAGGGGCGCCAGUUCCCCUCCAAACCUCUGAGAGAGUCCCAGAGCCGACUGCUCACCACCGCCCCCUCCUGGUCUGACAGUGAAGGCACAGCUGAAAAAGACAAGAAAGGUGCUAGUAAUCCAAUAAUGAUAAUUGAACAUGAGGCGUGACUGAAGAAAUAGCUCCGAUUCUAAAGGUCACCCUCUUUUGAGUUUGUGCCUGAAUAUUACGACCUUGAAGACUGGACUUAUAUUUUACUCCAUCUGUUUGGAUAGGGCUGUCUAUACAACCAACACAAAAACUACUAGACCAUGACAACUACUUUAAAUAUAUUAAUUUUACGCUGAAAAAAAUGAAGGACAUUUCAUUCAUUUUGUCUGAAAAGCACAGAGUUGGAGAAAGAGUGUUUAAAAAAAAUGACAUAUAUCUUAUUAUUAUUUUUAUGUUGUAUCUCAAUUGUAGAGCGUAGAAAGAGUUGCCAAACAUGAGUAGUGUUCAGAUCAACUGUAUGUUAAUGUGAGACUGUUUAGCCAUUUUUAUAUCAAACAAACAAAAGGACUGUUGCAUGCCUCAUCUCAGGAUGUGUGUCUUAGUGAAUUGUACCUUUUUUCUUGCCUGACCA